This is a messenger RNA of Aspergillus ochraceoroseus IBT 24754, 2709 nucleotides long. Its product is annotated as putative PHD finger domain protein. Lineage: Eukaryota; Fungi; Ascomycota; Eurotiomycetes; Eurotiales; Aspergillaceae. The transcript has 2 exons. The record is from RefSeq and is a predicted model, not a curated record. Gene Ontology annotation, biological process: DNA-templated transcription; transcription antitermination; transcription elongation by RNA polymerase II. Gene Ontology annotation, cellular component: nucleus. Bases 1 to 2709 code for a protein of 902 amino acids. Gene Ontology annotation, molecular function: RNA polymerase II transcription regulatory region sequence-specific DNA binding.
AUGGCCGGUAAGCUAGAGUAUACCGCCUUCCCGGGUCCAGCGCCAGAGAAGCCAUGGAUUUUCUGGCGAUUGGAAAACAAAUUUACAGCUUUAACGAAUAGUCAGCUAACUGCAAUACCAGACGAACCGCGACGCUCCGGUCGUUCAACCAAAGGUCAGCACAAGAAUCUUGAUAUGAUCAGCGAAACACCAGCGAAGAAGUCGAAAGUGAAAGCACAGGCGAAAGAAAAGCUCCCGAAACCCUCAGCGGAACCGACGCCUGCUCCGAGUGAAGAAGAAGAGAUUAUCAGAUGCAUAUGUGGCGAAUACGAAGAGGAGGAAGAUGUUGAACGGGACAUGAUCUGUUGUGACAACUGUUCGGCUUGGCAACAUAAUGACUGUAUGGGUUUGACAUUCACCAAAGGAGAGGAGCCUGAGCAAUACUUCUGUGAGCAGUGCAAACCUGCAAACCACCGGGUUUUGCUAGAGAAGAUUUCCAACGGUGAAAGGCCAUGGGAAGAGGCCGCGGAGCAGAGACGCAAGGAUGCCGAGGAAAAGAAAACCUCCCGAAGGAAAAAAGGCAAGAAGGGUGGACGCAGAGGCAGACAGAGUGAGACUAAAACGGAGGCGAGCACACCGGCUCGUACUACAGCAACUACAAAAUCCGCUACUCCUUCAGUUCCUGCUGCUAUCUCUCCUGCCCCCGAGACGAAUAGUCAUAUCCCUGACGAGCAAUCCGCCAGCUCCCAGAAGCGAAAGUUUGCCGAACACCAGGAAGCCCCGGUAGCGGAAACUGGCCCCAAGUCGAAACAACAAAAAGUCUCGCCACCCGCUGAAGAUGCAGCACCUCGGGUAAAACAGGAGCCGAACACGCAAGAUUCCCAACAAAUUUCUGUUGCAGAUAUUGCGACUGUGGAAGGGAUCAGUUCUAUCGACGAUAUUUCGAACGCAGCUCGUCGGAGUGCUGCCACUGCUCUGGUGAAACUAUUUGUAGAUCAAAUUUCUGAGGCGCGGGCUAGAGGACCUUUCAAGUUGGUGCCAGGGAAGUCAGGGGAGGAAGUUGGACGGCAGCUCGGUCUCUCAAUCGAGAAUGCUAUGUAUCAGAAUAUAUGCGGGGGAUCUGGAGAGCCCACUGAGCCUUAUAAGUUACAACUUCGGACGGUCCUGUUCAACGUAAAGAAGAACCCUUCUCUACGGGAUCGUCUGCUCGUAGGUAGCCUACUCCCUGAUGCCCUUUCUAAGAUGAGUUCCCAAGAUAUGGCAAGUGAGGAACUACAGCAGAAAGAUGCAGAGAUCAAGCGAGAAGCCGACAGACAACACACUAUCGUUCAGGACCAAGGCCCGCGGAUUAGAAGAACUCACAAGGGAGAAGAGCUGGUUGAGGAUGAUCAGCAGAAUGUUGCCAGCGAACCUGUCUUCUCUGCCGGUCCCCGUCGCAACGUCACCGAUAAUGACGGAAGUCCUACUGGACAGAGCCCAACGAGCCCAGGCAGAAACAACCUAGAACUUGAUGGUACCGGAAAGGCAUCUAAGUCACAAGAAGCGCGACCAGCCGAUCGAACAACUCAUGGUGAACCCUUUCCGCCACGAGGUCACUCUCCUGGCGCCCCCGGGCACGAUCAAGUCUUCCCCGAAGUUUCAACCCACAUCCGCGAACCAAUACCUAUCGGAAAGGUCCAGGCCGAUGCAGAGAUUGAUCAACUACUGAAGGAUGAUGAGCCCGAGUCCCCUCCUUAUUCGCCUAAGGACUACCACGAUGAAGGCGCUAUCUGGCAUGGCAAAGUUGUCAUGAACCCUAUUUCCGAGUUUUUAUCAUUUGCAAAGCAUGUGGGGGGUGCUGACCUGAGUGGAAGAAUUCCAUGGAGUCAACUUGUACCGUCGACCUUGUUGGUUGACGGGAGAAUAGACAUCCAACUGGCAAGCAACUACUUGUGCGGUUUACGGUUCAGCUCAUCAACCGAUGUCACAGUCAUAUCGAUUAGCAGCCCUGACUCCCCUAAAGAGAAAGCAGGUUUUGAUAAGCUCUUCAACUACUUUCUGGAGCGCAAGAGAUAUGGUGUUGUUGGCAAACACCCACUACCAGCUGUCAAGGACACCUAUCUUAUUCCGAUCGAGGCAGGCUCGAGGAAGAAACCUGAGUUCAUCGAGUUGUUGGAGAACAAUACACUUGAGGAUCCUACGACGGAGCGGAUGCUCCUAGUAGUCUUUGCAGUUAAAACAGGCGAAUCGAACCCCCCUUCGGCACAACCCCCAUCACACCAUUCAAGCCUGGAGCCUGCAGCUUCGGCGAGUCCACUGACUGUUGCCUCUGCCACUCCACAACAACCUCAAUUUCUGACUCCGGGGCCGCGCACUGCCUCCCAGUACCCACAAACACCAACUCCUGCUUUCACGGGAAUUCCCCAAGCACCAACGCCAUAUGGACAACAACAAGCACAACCUCCCCAGCAGGCUGCACAGUUUGCAUCUUACCAGCCCCCCGCAUCACAAAAUCACACGCCUGUCACCGGUGUUGCAGCUGCUGCUCAGGUGCUGGGCGCUCAAGCGAACUCUCCUGCAAUUCAACAGCUCCUCCAACAGGCACCAAAUGCAGAUGUCUCGCAGCUCGGUGUUGUUCGAGAUAUCCUCCUGCGACGACCUCAGGCUGCAUCUGAUUACCAGCUGUUGAUGAAUGAAUUGUACCAUGCUACUACAACCAACGGGCAUUCUCCACAGCAGAACGCCAAAUAA